Messenger RNA from Dendrobium catenatum, 2371 nucleotides. RefSeq names its product transcription factor MYC3-like. NCBI's taxonomy places the organism in Eukaryota, Viridiplantae, Streptophyta, Magnoliopsida, Asparagales, Orchidaceae. Gene Ontology annotation, biological process: regulation of DNA-templated transcription. Gene Ontology annotation, molecular function: DNA-binding transcription factor activity; transcription cis-regulatory region binding. Gene Ontology annotation, cellular component: nucleus. The transcript has a single exon. The coding region runs from base 1816 to 2316 and encodes 166 amino acids. The record is from RefSeq and is a predicted model, not a curated record.
GAUUACACAUCUUAGAUAUCUUGGAUUUGUUGUUCAAAGCAUUGGUGAAAUAGAUUGGGAUAAUAUUAGUAGAAUUUAAGUUGGGUGGUUGAACUGAGGAAUGCAUCGGGUUUCCCUACAGGAAAUUAACUGAAUACCGGCGAAACUUCCGGCGGUCAUUUGACCGCUGAAAUUAUUGGCGGUCUGACAGCCGGUAUUAAUCGGCUAUUAGACCGUCGGUAAUUCCAGGGGUCAAUUGACCGCCAGAAUUUAUGUCGAUUUAUCUUUUCAUGUCGGUUUUUACUGGUGGUUUAGACGCCUUUUUAAGUGAAAAUUUUCGAUGGUUUAACCUACCAGAAAAGCCGUCUAAAAAUGACCCCCCUCUUCUUACUUCGUUUUUAAGUGAAAAAUUUCCCACGCUGCUUAUAACGGUGGUUUUUAUGCCGUCAAUGAAGUGUAAAACUGCUGGAAAAUUGAUGUUAACUAUUGGAAAUCGUUGUCGUUAAUGAAUGAUUUUCUUGUAGUGCUUGUUAUGUGAUAGAAAAGUACCACUCAAAUUUAAAGGAAAAUUCUAUAAGAUGGUGGUAAGACCUACAAGGUUUUAUGAUACAGAAUGUUGGUCGUUAAAAGAGAAGCAUAAAGCUAAGUGUACAAUGAUGAGAAUGCUCAGGUCGAUGAGUGGCUUCACUUUUAGAUAUAGAAUGCGAAACAAGUAUGCACGUGAAAGGGUUUGUAGUAGCUCCAGUGACCGAUAAGAUUAGAGAGAGUUGCUUUAGAUGGUUUGGACAUGUAAAAUGGUGGCCAUCUUCUGACCUAGCUAGGAGACUAAAUGUGUUUGAUUUAGCCUAUGUUAAGAAAGGUAGAGGUUGACCUAAAAAGAUUUGGCUGAAAAAAUUAGAAAUGCUUUUUUUUUAAAUUAAAUGAGAAUUUUUUAAUCUUAACAGGACUUAAUGGAAAAAAAAGGAUUAUGUACGUAGCCGGCCCACAUAGUUGAAUAAAGGCUUCAUGUUGUUGUUGUUGUUUUCGAAGAAGGUUGAAAUCAUAUUUAAACUUCAUUUGAAUAUUGUUCGAACCAAUUUCAUUCUGGUAGGAUUUCAUAUAUGUAGUAUCCAAUAAACAUUGUGGGAAAAUUUAAUCUGAAUUAAACUUUAGAAUAUAUUCUCUUAAGAAAAUAAAUUGUUAAUAUAUUUGAUCAAUAUUGCUAUGAGCAUAUAUACAUUCAAAAUUUCCUAAAAAAUUUGUCAUAGUUUACUUUUCUUUUUCUAUUUAAAAUUUUUCUCUAUUAGAGCUCAUUGGUUGUUUGUUGACUAAAAUCAAUUACAUAAAGGGCUGAUCUUGUUUUUUUUUCUUUUUUUCUUUUUUUUAAGUAUGAAAUUUCCUUAUUUUUUAAGAAAUUUUAAAUUCUUUUGAAGACGUAAUAUGAUUUUUUUUUUAAAUUAAAUUCAACCAAAUGACGACGUUUAUAAACUAAGAUUUCAUUUAGGAGAUUUUUCUUUCGUAAAGCUGCUAUAGAGAAAGUAGCUUUUUAAGGGCUCGUUUGGGACGGCGGCACUCUUGCUUUACUUUAUAAAAAGUUAUAAAAUUGUUGUUUGGGCGUCGCGGCAGAACAGCGGCAGAAAAAAUUCGCGGCGUGUAAUUGCUUCCCGCGACCUUACACUCUCUCCCGCGGUCCGCUGCUUUCCGAAAAAAAAUGACGAAAAUCCCCGCGACUGCCACCGUCAUCCUCCUCGAGCUCUCCCUUGACAUGGCUUCACGUGAGAUUAUUUCCUUCCUAUCCACCGUGAGCACAGUCGUCAUUGCCGAGCGAACCCAAAAUCCCCUUCCAAUCCCUUUCAAAUGGAGGAACUGAUCUCCCCUUCGUCAUCUUCCUCUCCUACACCUCCCCCCUUCUACUCCAUCCAACCCCAACCCCUUACGAUCUCGCCGGGAAAUUCGCUGGAAGCUCUCCCAACUUUGGGUCUUCAGUACAUCCUCCAGUGCUUGCUGCACUCCCGCUCUGAAUGGUGGACUUACGCCAUUUUCUGGCGGGUCUCCCCUGACCACACGCUCCUGAGCUUUGGCGACGGCCAUUUCCGUGGUAAGCUCGUCUCCGCCACAGCCGACGGAAGCAACGACGGAGACGACGCCGAGUGGUUCUAUGCGGUAUCGCUAACCCGAUCAUUCAUCAUCGGCGAGCUCACCAUGCCCUCCCGCGCCUACGGCUCUCUCGCCCCUGUCUGGCUCACCGGCUCCCACGCGCUCCAAACCUGCGGUUGCGAUCGAUCUCGGGAAGCCGAAAUGCACGGCAUUGAAACCCUAGUCUGCAUUCCUUCGUCCACUGGCUCCUGCCUUUGUUGAUCAAGCAACAGAGCAGCAAAUCUCUUGAGCACAGUCGUGCUCGCUUCAGAUUUUU